This is a messenger RNA of Colletotrichum acutatum, 969 nucleotides long. RefSeq lists its product as uncharacterized. Bases 1 to 969 code for a protein of 322 amino acids. Gene Ontology annotation, molecular function: oxidoreductase activity. The transcript is spliced from 4 exons. The record is from RefSeq and is a predicted model, not a curated record. Lineage: Eukaryota; Fungi; Ascomycota; Sordariomycetes; Glomerellales; Glomerellaceae.
AUGUCUACCCUGUGGGAGAGGACCGAUCCAAAACCAAGUUCAAGACUGGCAUCGAGUACAUUUCCAAGCAGAUGCUGCAGCGUGGUGAUGCCUUUCGCUCGCGCCGUCCGUGAGAACUUCCGCGACCACAUCCGCCUGUCCAUUCACCCUUUCCACCGGCGAGAACAAGAUCUCCAUCAGCCCUCUUCCCACCUCUUCCUACUACACCACUCCCUGGCACUGCUCGAUCGCCUUCGACUGAGCGGCGCUAUCCACUGGACCCCGCGCCGACUUCGAGAACGACCCCAAGUUCGCGCCCUGUCCGAGGUCAACUCCCCCGUUGUCAUGAGAGGUUUCACCAAGACCAAAGAUCGCGAACUGUUCGUCAAGAAGUCGGAGGAGUUCGGCACCCCCUUGCCGUGGAAGUUUGGCCUCGUUCUGGAGGUGAAGGACCAGGGUGCCGAUACCCGUGGUCUGAACAACGUUCUGUCAGCCGAGUGGAUGCCAUUCCACUUCGAUGGGCUGUUCAAGACCCACAAAGUGCCCCAGGCAGACGGAACUGAGAAGCUUCUUCCCAACCCUCCCAAACUCCUGUUCCAGAACCUGCCUCCUCACCUGUCCGUGGACAGACUGAGAGAGCUCACCUGGAGCGUCCAGACCAGCUCCUUCGACUCUACCAAGAUGGGCGGCCUCCCUCUCGUCGUCGACCACCCCACAACCGGAGAGCCCUGCAUCCGAUACCACGAGCCUUGGCCCCAGUCGAAGACUGCCUUUGACGCCACCGACGUGGUCAUCGAGGGCGUGAGAGAGAGCGAGAGCACCGAGAUCUGCAACGUCAUUGACUCGCUCCUCCACGACAGGAGAAACACCCUCUACUUCACCUGGCAGCAGGGCGAUCUGCUGGUCAGCGAUAACAUCCUGGCCAUGCACACCCGCAGUGACUUCACGGCUGGCUCUCCCAGAGAGAUGUGGCGCAUCCACUUUGAUUAA